This is a messenger RNA of Lodderomyces jiufengensis, 645 nucleotides long. Its product is annotated as MARVEL domain-containing protein. Lineage: Eukaryota; Fungi; Ascomycota; Pichiomycetes; Serinales; Debaryomycetaceae. Bases 1 to 645 code for a protein of 214 amino acids. The transcript has a single exon. The record is from RefSeq and is a predicted model, not a curated record. Gene Ontology annotation, cellular component: membrane.
AUGAUUUCAAAACUUUUAAUAAGUUAUAUAAGUCGUGGUUUACAAUUAUUAUUUUCAAUAAUUUUAUUAGCUGUAAGUGCUGCAUUUUUAGGUAAAAUUAAUUGGAAUUAUCCAAGAGUUUCAUAUAAUAUUGCAGUUUCAGUUUUAACAUUAAUUUAUUUAGGUUAUAUAAUUUCAAUUUCAGGUUUUUUAAAAAAUCAAACAUGGCCUUUAUUAAUUAUUAUAAUUGAAUUUGUAUUUUGGAUAUUUUAUUUAGCUGCAUGGGCUUCAAUUGCUGACUUUAUGUGGGCUUCAGAUUGUGGAAAUUAUUAUUAUUCAGAUACCAAGACUGCUUGUCAAUUAUAUAAAUCAAUUUUACCAUUUGGAUUAUUUAAUUGGAUUUUAUUUAGUAUUGAUUUGAUUUUUAUAACUAUUUAUAUAAUUAUUCCAUAUAUUAAAAAUGGAAUUUUCAAUCAUAGUUUACAACCAAAAGAAUUUAUUUGGGGUUCAAUUUUCCUUAAUGGAGAAGUUGCAACUGAUGUUGUAAAUAGAAUUGAAACUCCUGAUGAAGAACAAGCCAAAGCUGAAUUAGAAAGUGAACCAAGUCAAGCUCAAGCUCCAACUCAAGCUAAUUAUACCAAUACUACUACUGAAGUUCAACCUUAA